Anopheles arabiensis is the source of this 1665-nucleotide messenger RNA. RefSeq names its product probable cytochrome P450 6a14. Bases 57 to 1586 code for a protein of 509 amino acids. The transcript has 2 exons. The record is from RefSeq and is a predicted model, not a curated record. NCBI's taxonomy places the organism in Eukaryota, Metazoa, Arthropoda, Insecta, Diptera, Culicidae. Gene Ontology annotation, molecular function: iron ion binding; heme binding; monooxygenase activity.
UGCGCUGAGCGCAUCAGUCUUUCCACGGCGCUUGGUGCUGUCACACUUUGUCCGCCAUGUCACUGCUCGGCGUGCUACUGCUCGGUGUGGUGUUGCUCUUAUCGCUCGCGUAUCUGUUUCUGCGCAGCAAGCACAACUACUGGCGCAGCCGAGGCUUUCCCUGCAAGCCCAGCCCGAGCCUGCUGUACGGGCAGAUGCAGGGCAACGGAACCACCCGGCAUGCGGCGUACGUGACGCAGGAAAUCUACCGCUACGCCCAGGACCGCGGAGAACGCUACAUGGGCUACAGCUUUUUCUUCAUGCCGAUAGUGAUGGUGUGCGAUAUCGAGCUGGUAAAGACGGUGCUGGUGAAGGAUUUCGCCGUGUUUCACGAUCGCGGCAUGUACAGCAACCCGCGGGCGGACCCACUGUCCGGCAAUCUGUUCGCGCUGGAAGGACACGAGUGGCGUGCGCUGCGGCAGAAGCUUACGCCGACGUUCACGUCCGGCCGGAUGAAGCAAAUGUUCGGCACCAUGCUGCAGGUGGCGACGGAACUGCACCGCCAUCUGCUCGAGCAGGUCGACCGGGAGCUGGAGAUGAAGGCGGUGCUGGCCCGCUUCACCACCGACGUGAUCGGGACGUGCGCGUUUGGCAUCGAGUGCAAUACGCUGCGGAAUCCGGACUCGGACUUUCUCAAGUACGGGCGGCGGGUGUUCGAGCAUCGCAUGCUGGCGAUGGUGAAGAUGACCUUUGCGAUGCUGUUCCGGGCGCAGGCCGUGAAGCUGGGCGUCAAGGUGACGGACGAUGAUUUGGAAGCGUUCUUCAUGAACCUCGUCCACGACACGGUGGAGCACCGGGAGCGGAACGGUGUGCAGCGGAACGAUUUCCUGAACCUGCUGCUGCAGAUCAAGAACAAGGGCUGCCUGGAGGAGCAGGAACAGGAUGGGUUGGCGUUGGCGGACCGCACCGGAAUGACGAUGAACGAGCUGGCCGCGCAGGUGUUUAUCUUUUUCGUCGCCGGCUUCGAAACGUCCUCGACCGUGAUGAACUUCUGUCUGUACGAGCUGGCGAAGAAUCCGCACAUCCAGGAGCGGCUGCGGGACGAGCUGAACCGUUCGAUCGAUGCGAAUGGGGGCGAGCUGACGUACGACAUGGUGAUGGGACACGAGUAUCUCGGACAGGUGGUGAACGAAACGCUGCGCAAGUAUCCGCCGCUCGAAACGACGCUGCGCGUUGCGGGACAGGAUUACACCAUACCAGGCACCCGGCACGUCAUACCGCGCCAUGUCGGAGUGCAGAUCCCGGUGUACGCCAUACAUCACGACCCGGCCCACUAUCCCGAGCCGGAGUGUUUCGAUCCGGACCGCUUCUCGGCGGAAGCGUGCCGAACCCGGACACCGUACACGUUUCUGCCGUUCGGCGAGGGGCCCCGAGUGUGCAUCGGUAUGCGGUUCGGCAUGAUGCAGGUGAAGGUGGGUCUGGUGAGCAUGGUGCGUGCGUUCCGCUUCCUCCCAACGGCACAAACACCGGACCGCAUCGUGUUCGAUCCGAAAUCGUUCAUACUCUCACCUGCGGGGGGUAAUUAUUUGCGCAUCGAGCAGGUGUGAAGCGCAGCCGGGGGUGCUUUUUUUGGGGAUGAUAAUAAAGAAUGAGUUUGAUGCUUCGGUUGGAGGAAGUGAAUUGUAA